Messenger RNA from Cyprinodon tularosa, 3471 nucleotides. RefSeq names its product pleckstrin and Sec7 domain containing 2 (gene psd2). Bases 838 to 3471 code for a protein of 877 amino acids. Gene Ontology annotation, biological process: regulation of ARF protein signal transduction. The record is from RefSeq and is a predicted model, not a curated record. The transcript is spliced from 16 exons. NCBI's taxonomy places the organism in Eukaryota, Metazoa, Chordata, Actinopteri, Cyprinodontiformes, Cyprinodontidae. Gene Ontology annotation, molecular function: protein binding; phospholipid binding; guanyl-nucleotide exchange factor activity.
AUUAUCCUGCCUUCCUUUGUCUGCUUGGAUCCGAUCUGUCAGCUCUGCAGCCUUCUAGGCUUCCACGUCUGAAACUCUAUUAGCCGAACAGCUGGAAUAAUCCUCAUUCUCUGGGCACGAACUGAACUGUCAAACCAGAAAUCAAGUUCCUGUUCAAACCAACCCCAGCAUGACCAAUGCAGCAUCCAGAACAUGACAGCUGCAGGACUUUAGACCUUGGAUAGCACUAGAUCACUCCCUGUAAAUCAUCUUUGCAGUUUUUUUUCCCUGCAUUGUUUAUUCCCAUAAGUGUCAAUGAAUAGUGAGACAAAUAUUCCAACACAUAUUGAAACCCACGAUUUCAUGGUGUGAUCACAAAGUGACAGAGGAGGGACGGACACGUGCGUAAACACGAUUGAUGAUGGUAUGCUGAUCUGUCGGACGUCAGCGGGGACACCGAGGGAGCUGACGGUGAUCCUGAGUAGCCCGUGGAGCAAAUAUACAAUUCCCCCCCCCCACUCAUAAAACGCGGAGGUUCCACGGAGAGGAGGAGACGGGGAGGACGUCCCUGCAGCCAGUCAUCAUCGGCCGCCAGGACCGCCCGCGUGCCCCUGCCUGCCAGCCGGAGCGGAGGCGCGAGACUCACACCGCGAGGAGGAGGAGGAGGAGGAGGGAGAAUAAGAGCCCGUCUGUCAGAGUUAUUACCCGGUGUGCAUGUAGAGAAGCGGACGAGGAGUCCUUCACUUCCAGUUCCUGACAGGACGCAUUUUUCCCCGCAUCCUCCCUGGUUGGUGAGUGGCAGCUCUGGUCUUCACCUCCAGCCAGAGUGGACCGUCACCCCACUCUGAGAAAGGCACCAUGACUCAGGAGGGGCAGGCCCUGCCCACUCCCACCGCACCAGAGAACACGUUGGGGCCUGACGCAGCAACAGCCACGACUGAUCCACCUACAGGAACCCACAAUGAGGAGGCUGAGGACAGGUCAGAGGCUGUGGAGAGGGACCACAGGGAGGAGGCCAUAGCAAGAGAAGAGUUGGCACAAAGUGAAGGAGAGGGGAGGGCAGAGGGGAAAGACCAGGGAGGAGAAGGUGAGUUAAAUAAGGAGGGGGGAGCUUCCACUGAAGAAGAGCAUCAUCCGAGCAAAACAGAAGAAGAGAAUAAUGAAGAUAUUCAGCUAUCUGCAAAGAACGAAGCAACUACCCCUCAACCAAUGGAGCGACUUGCAAAUGGUAUGAGUGAGAACGAGGAUGAAGAUGCUGUUGGCGAGGAGGAUGGAGAAGAGAGGGAGGGACUUCCAAACUUGGACACUUUCAGCUCCAACUUUGAGACGACUGUAGAGCAGGCCGACACAGAGGUGGAGGACGACGAAGAGGAGGAAGGGCCCCAGAGAGAUGAAACAGAUAACCAGGACACUUUCAGCUCAGCGUUCGAGCAGAUUGUAGAGCAGGUUGAUGUUCCCGAAGAAGAGGAGAGAGAGUCUGAGGAAGAAGAAAAGGAGAAAAACAAGGUGGUGGAUAACAAAGAUGGCUUCAGCUCCACGUUUGAGCGAAUUGUGGAGUCUGCAUUGCUAAGGGGCGGCACAUGCUACAGCAGCCUCGACUCUCUGGACGUUCUGUCACUCACUGACGAGACGGACAGCUGCGUCAGCUUCGAGGCACCUCUGACGCCGCUCAUCCAACAGAGGUUGCUGUUGCAGGGGCCUGAACCCCUGGAGCUGGAGUUGGAAACCGUUCAGGAACAAGAAGGGGCUGAGGCUGGACCAGAUGCCCUGGAUAGUGAUGAAACGACUGAGCCGAGCUCAGUGUGUCCAGCUGGAUCGGGUGGUGCCAUGGGGGGGAGUCCAUUAAGGACAACCAUCCCGGGGAGCAGGUCGGAGUUUGUACUGAGCCAGCCUGGACGCUGGGCCAUUCCCAAUGGAUACCACUCAGACUCCCAGGGAGCCACUGAGGGCGGGGGAGCCAUGACCAGCUCUGUCAGCGAUGCCAACCUAGCAGACGUGCUAUCCGACACGGAGGAGUGUGAUUUGGGCAGUCUGGAGCACUUGGAACGAGGCAGCACAGACACUCUGGCCAAUGGCUGCCGGGUUGACUCUGAGGCGGCCAAGAGGCUGGCCAAGCGCCUGUAUCACCUCGAUGGUUUCAAGCGCUGCGACGUGGCCAGACACCUGGGCAAAAACAACGACUUCAGUCAGCUGGUGGCUUCAGAGUAUCUGAGCUACUUUGAUUUCUCCGGCCUGUCCCUGGAUCGAGCCCUGAGGAACUUCUUAAAGGCCUUUCCACUGAUGGGAGAAACUCAGGAGAGAGAGCGGGUCCUCGUCCAUUUCUCCAGACGCUAUUGUCACUGCAACCCACAGACACCCACCUCUGAAGACGGAGCUCACACGUUAACCUGUGCCCUGAUGCUGCUCAACACGGAUCUACAUGGACAUAACAUCGGUAAGAAGAUGUCUUGCCAGCAGUUUAUAAGUAAUCUAGAUGGUCUCAACAAUGGGAAAGAUUUCCCUAAAGAUUUAUUAAAGGUCUUGUAUAACUCAAUCAAGAAUGAGAAGCUUGAGUGGGCAGUCGAGGAGGAGGAGCUCAGGAAGAGCCUGUCGGAGUUGGUAGAGGAGCUAUGUGAAGGCGGGAGUAAGCGGGUUGCCAGGGUAACGGACGGAAGUAACCCUUUCAUCGCCAUUCCCAUCCUGCUAAACGCGGUCACCUACAAACACGGGGUGCUGACCCGCAAGAGUCAUGCCGACAUGGAUGGCAAGAAAACUCCAAGGGGUCGCAGAGGCUGGAAAAAGUUCUACGCCGUCCUAAAGGGAAUGAUCCUCUAUCUCCAGAAGGAUGAGUACAAACCUGACAGUGACAUCUCUGAGGUGGACCUGAAGAACGCGGUCCGGAUCCAUCACGCUUUAGCCACUCAUGCCACUGACUACAGCAAAAAACCCAACGUCCUGAAACUGAAAACCUCAGACUGGAGAGUCUUUCUGCUGCAGGCCCCGAGUGAGGAGGAGAUGAUGUCCUGGAUCUUCCGGAUAAACCUGGUGGCAGCCCUCUUCUCCGCUCCUGCUUUUCCCGCCGCAAUCGGCUCCAUGAAGAAGUUCUCCCGCCCCAUCCUGCCGUCCUCAUCCACCCGACUCAACCAGGAGGAGCAGCUGCUGAGUCACGAGAGCAAGCUGAAGCAGACCAGUUUGGAGCUGGAGGAGCACAGAAAAAACCAGCCCUCGGCCGACCCAAAGAGCCGUGACUGGGAGGAGUACCGGCUCAAAGAGCACUACCUCGCCUACGAGAAGACUCGAUAUGAGACCUACAUCAGCCUCCUGCAGGCUAAGAUCCGCACCGAGACGGACGACCUGGAGAAGAUCGAGGCCAGCGUGAUCGGCGGCCUGAUCUUGGAUGGCAGCUUGGCAGGUCGAGAGUGCCACAUUAGAAAAACCCAAUCCUCCCCGUCCAUCAGCCAAUCCCAGAACGGGAGGAGCGCCGGAUGCACCGUCCCGGGACAGAGGACCUGA